AUGCCCGACACACGAUUCGAGUCGGUUCGGUCCUCCAAUGAUGGAGGGGGGGUUUCGAUCCUAGCAGUUCCUCACUUCCAAACCACAGUCGUCGAGAACAGAGCUAUACUCGAGCCCAGUUUUGACACCUUUUCUUGUGCAACUCACGCGUGCCCUCUACCGGUCGUAGAUGAUCUCCUGGACGCGAUCUGCGGGUCCUACAAUGAUGAUGUAUUCGGUGGGUUGUUUGGUUGUUUCUGCACCAUUGAUAUCGAGAAGAGCACGGCGAGGACGUCGAGGAAGAUGUUCAGCGGAGCACAUGCCACCAUCACUCAUCAACGCGGCCCAAACCGCUUAUCCCGCCUUUUCAUGCGGCCUGGUGCAGCCGGUGCAGCCGGUGCAGCUGGUGCAGCUGGUGCAGCUGACGUCGGGCCGACAAAGAGCGCACAGCAGGCCAAGUAG
Messenger RNA from Beauveria bassiana ARSEF 2860, 441 nucleotides. RefSeq lists its product as uncharacterized. The transcript has 4 exons. The record is from RefSeq and is a predicted model, not a curated record. The coding region runs from base 1 to 441 and encodes 146 amino acids. NCBI's taxonomy places the organism in Eukaryota, Fungi, Ascomycota, Sordariomycetes, Hypocreales, Cordycipitaceae.